Messenger RNA from Emys orbicularis (European pond turtle), 1425 nucleotides. RefSeq names its product cystine/glutamate transporter-like. Gene Ontology annotation, cellular component: membrane. The coding region runs from base 1 to 1425 and encodes 474 amino acids. The record is from RefSeq and is a predicted model, not a curated record. Gene Ontology annotation, biological process: amino acid transmembrane transport. The transcript has 12 exons. Gene Ontology annotation, molecular function: L-amino acid transmembrane transporter activity. Lineage: Eukaryota; Metazoa; Chordata; Testudines; Emydidae.
AUGGGAAAAGCCAAGAAAGAAGAGGAGGCUGUUUUUCUAAGGAAAAAGAUCACUUUGCUGAGGGCUUUUUCACUCCUUAUUGGCAGCAUGGUGGGCAGUGGCAUCUUUAUCUCUCCAAAAGGGGUGUUGAAAAAUUCCGGCAACGUGGGUGUCUCCUUAAUCGUUUGGUUUGCCUGCGGGAUUCUCUCUCUAUUUGGUGCCUUGUGCUAUGCAGAACUUGGAACAAGAAUCACAAAGUCUGGAGGACAUUAUAUCUAUGUACUGGAGACACUGGGGCCUUUGCCAAGUUUCUUGUAUCUGUGGGCUGAGUACUUUGCUAUCAGGCCAGCCAAUAGUGCAGUGAUUUCUCUGGCAUUUGGAAACUACAUAUUGGAACCAUUUUUUGCGCCCUGUGCAGCCCCACUUCCUGCUGUGAAGCUUGUCGCUCUCUUGGGGUUCUACAUAGUCCUCAUCCUGAACUCUUGGAGUGUCAGCUGGAGUGCCAGGCUUCAGAAUGUCCUAUCUGUCAUCAAACUCCUGGCUCUCGCACUCAUCAUUGUGCCAGGGAUGAUGCUUCUGGCCCAAGGCCACACUGAAAAUUUCCAGGAUGCUUUCAGUAGUCAAUCGCUGGCUUUGGACAAGCUGCCCUUGGCUUUUUAUGCUGGGAUGUUUGCGUAUUCAGGCUGGUUUCAAACUAGCUUUGUGCGAGAAGAACUGGUCCGACCUGAACGAAAUAACCCACUGGCUGUGAUAGUGUCUGUGGUCACUGUAAUUGUGGGGUACAUGCUCACCAACGUUUCCUAUUAUACAGUCUUGACAGCAGAGGAUGUGCUGGCUUCCCAGGCUGUGGCUGUGAGUUUUGCACAAAAAGCUUUCCAAAGACUUGUCUCCGUGAUUCCCAUCCUGGUUGCCCUGUCCUGCUUUGGAACCAUGAAUGGGGGGAUCUUUGCAUUUUCAAGGACUCUAUUUGUGGCUUCAAGGGAGGGUCAAUGGCCUCCUCUCUUCUCCAUGAUCCACAUCCGAAGGCACACUCCCCUUCCAGCCGUCAUGUUAAUGUUGCCAUUGGUUACCGCCAUGGUGUGCGUUGGAGACAUCUACCACCUCCUGAAUUUCUUCAGCUUUUCCCGAUGGCUCUUCAUAGGAUUAGCCACACUGGGGCUCAUCAUCCAUCGUUACCGUCACCCAGAGCUGCCCAGGCCAUUCAAGGUUCCCCUCUUCAUUCCUGUCUCCUUCACCGUCAUCUGCCUCUUCGCAGUGGGAAUGUCUUUCUACUCAGACCCAGUGUAUGUCAGCAUUGGCUGUGCCAUGGUUUUAAGUGGUUUUCCAGUCUACUACUUGGUGAUCAGCAGGCCAAUACCUGACUGUUGCCGUACCACAUUCUAUUAUCUUACAUUCAAACUUCAGGUACUGCUGGAAGUAGUCAGACAGGAAAUCAGGACUUAUUGA